This is a messenger RNA of Gongylonema pulchrum, 468 nucleotides long. NCBI's taxonomy places the organism in Eukaryota, Metazoa, Nematoda, Chromadorea, Rhabditida, Gongylonematidae. The record is from the annotation of a GenBank genome assembly.
GUUCCAAAAAGUCGGGUUGGACGUAUAGUUCGCGCUCCUUUCAUGAAGUUCCUCUACUAUUCGAUCUCGUUUGGAUGCUUCCUGCUACUGCUUACCGCUGCAACAUUCGAGCAUUAUCGCUAUGAGAAGGGCGAAGUGAAAGGUGGUGGAAAUAAUCGAGCAGCUGACCGCGGUCCGCCACCAACUCUCAUCGAGUCUUUGGUUUUUCUGUGGGUCUUCGGGAUGUUCUGGUCUGAAGUGAAACAAAUUUGGGAGGAAGGCUUCAAGAAGUAUAUUUAUCAGUGGUGGAACUGGCUAGAUUUCCUGAUGAUGAGUCUGUACAUCUGUAUGAUAAGCCUCAGCAAGGUCACGAACGGUUCGUUGUUCGAACUCAUUGGAAUUCACUGGAGCCAAUGCUUGUUGCUGAGGCGUUAUUCGCUGUGGCCAAUAUAUUCAGCUUUUCUCGGAUCAUUUAUCUGUUCCAGAUGA